Molecule: messenger RNA, 1413 nt
Organism: Strongylus vulgaris
Lineage: Eukaryota; Metazoa; Nematoda; Chromadorea; Rhabditida; Strongylidae
Source: the annotation of a GenBank genome assembly
AUGACUAAGACCACAGAUGGCAAUGUCGUUAUCAACAUCUCCACAGCUUCUGAGGUUCCUCCUAAGAAUGCUGGAGUUGCUUUGAAACCUUUAGGAGUUGAAGUAAUCAAGUCUGAGAAUGGUUCCUUUGGUAGCAUUACUUCAGGUAGAGUAAUGUUACCUGUAGGAUCGAAAGUCGCUACAGGUACUAUAGAAUCGACAAUUUCUCCGGAUACCCUUAGCUCCGGCUUACCUUCGGAGGCCCUUGUCACUGAACAACCUAUCAAUGGUGAGGAAGUUGGUCUAGAGAUUGUACAUCAUGGAGGUGUCACCAAACCUGAAGUUGGAUUGGAAAUUGGGCCCGUAGAUUUCAGAACUACUUCUAAGCCAGGAAAACCAGAUAUUAUCACUGAAGGAGAGCCAAGUACUGGGGAGGAGAUCAUUGAUGGAGUUCCACCUAAAAAACCUGUCACCAAAACUCCAACGACUGCCACCAGUGAAGCUAUUGAGGGUUCUGGAGAAAGCACUCCCAGUGGAAGCACCAUAGAAGUUACAACUUCACCUUCCUCUACCUCAGAAAUCCCAGAAUCCUCCGGAGAGUUACCAACUGUUCCCUCAAAUUACAGCACUACAACUGAACAGCCAGAUUUGGUACUUUCGAUGGGGACACCCAAGGAAGAAAUAACUACUGGAACUCCCAGUGGCUCUACUGAAUCAACUCCCAGUAGUUCUACUUCCACUGGAACAACUUCCAGCGGAGAAGGGUCUAGUGCAACUACGGAGCAACCUGAUCUCGUACUAUCAAUGGGAACUACCGUAAAAACUGACGGAAGCACUACUGUACUAAGCACACCAGAGAAUGUAGUCACAGCUGGUGAAAGUACGGAAGUAGCAAGGACAACAACAUCUGGUGCUACUAAAGAACCCAAGAGUGCUGAAUCACCUUUUACCACACCGUUAACGACGACUAGUGAAAGAACAUCUUCUUCAGAGACGUCUACCACCGUCACUGCGUUCCCCACAAUUGUAAUUGACGAGACCGAAGGAUCUGGCGUUGAGAAAGAUGAGCGCCCAGAACAACGGAAGCCGCCAGCAGCAGUAUCAAGUACAACAGAAGAAUCAUCCACUCCUACAACUGCUAAACCUUCGACAAGAACCGACAGUUUUAAAGGCAACAGGAUCACUACUACUACAAGUGCGGAGCCAGCCGGCACAACUACUCCCACAAGCACUUUAUCUACCACUACCAAUAUUAGUUCUUCUGUCGAAACUACCUCAGUUCCUGCUACUACCGCUUCAAGUUCCUCAUCAACCACUGGUACUUCCUCAUCUGAAACAAGGCCUAGCUCCUCCUCAGCUGCUCCAGAGGCUACAGAAACUCCUGAAGUAGAAAGGAAGGAUAUUGUUGGUCCAAGUGGAGAAUCUCAACGAGAG